This is a messenger RNA of Hirsutella rhossiliensis, 924 nucleotides long. Its product is annotated as helix-turn-helix, psq domain-containing protein. The coding region runs from base 1 to 924 and encodes 307 amino acids. NCBI's taxonomy places the organism in Eukaryota, Fungi, Ascomycota, Sordariomycetes, Hypocreales, Ophiocordycipitaceae. The transcript has 7 exons. The record is from RefSeq and is a predicted model, not a curated record. Gene Ontology annotation, molecular function: DNA binding.
AUGACGGAAAUUCGAGACCAAUCGAUUCCACGCGAAGAACGGGUCCUGCUCGCCGUGAAGGCCUAUCAGCAAGGCCAAUUCGACAGCGCCCACAAGGCCGCGACGGCAUACGAUGUCCCUCAAUCGACAGUCUCUGCUCGACUGCGCGAGACUGCCCUCGUACAAUGGGUCUUGUCGAUGGACGAGCGAGGGAUGCCGCCGACAGUGGUCUACACUCGCCGCAUGGCCAACUUGUUGCUUUCGGAGCGCGGCCAAGAAACUGUCGGCGAAAAUUGGAUAAUGCAAGAAUGGUACGAUCGGGUGGCAAUGGCGAAACAGAAAUGGGGGAUUCUUGAUGAGGAUGUCUACAACUUCGAUGAGACGGGUUUUCAAAUGGGAGUCAUUGCGACGGCAAGACCAGGAAAUCGAGAAUGGGUUACCGUAAUUGAAUCUAUUAAUUGCCAAGGUUGGGCUUUGCCGGCGAUGGUCAUCUUCCAGGGCAAGGUGCACCAAGCAAGCUGGUACGGGGCAGAUGUGCCCAAGGACUGGCAGAUCGCCCCUCUGGAUGUCGGAGAAGAUGCUCGCAGGGUCAACCACAUCGAUAAAGAGGACUUCCUGCUUCUGCCUUUCCCAUUCAAUCCGACCCGGGUUCUGUCACGGUUACUAGUUCAGGUUGACAGGAAUGGCAACGACAAUGCCAACGAUGACGGCGACAAGCACACUCCAAGUCCCCAGAAAAGCUUGGAAGCCCACAAGACACCUUGCAAUGUUAGCCAGCUUACCACUCACGUGGAAGGACUUCUUCAGCGCCGGCCAGAAAAUGCGGGCACGCCGGUCUCACAAGCCAUAAACCAGCUCAUCAAAGGAUGUCAAAUGGCCAUGCAUAGUGCCGCGCUGCUCGCCGACGAAAACAGACAGCUUCGGUCAGAAAACCAGCGGCACUGA